Telopea speciosissima is the source of this 3189-nucleotide messenger RNA. RefSeq names its product putative disease resistance protein RGA3. The record is from RefSeq and is a predicted model, not a curated record. Lineage: Eukaryota; Viridiplantae; Streptophyta; Magnoliopsida; Proteales; Proteaceae. The coding region runs from base 1 to 3189 and encodes 1062 amino acids. Gene Ontology annotation, molecular function: ADP binding; protein binding. Gene Ontology annotation, biological process: defense response to other organism. The transcript is spliced from 2 exons.
AUGACACCCGUUGAAUCAAUUCUUGUCUCUGGAGUGCAGCCAAUCCUACAGAAUUUGAUCUCUUUUGCUACUCAAGAAAUUGGUUUAGCAUGGGGCUUCAAGGGAGAGUUGAGAAAGCUCCAGACUACCAUGAACACCAUCCAAGGUCUACUCCUGGAUGCUGAGAAUAAGCAAGUGGAGAGCGUGGCAGUGAAAGACUGGCUGAGGAGGCUCAAGAGCGUUGCUUAUGAUGCAGAUGAUGUGUUUGAUGAGCUCAACUAUGAAUCUUUAAGACGUAAAAUGGAGAUCCAGAUCCAGUACCGAAUGAAGAAACUGAUGCCCGGUAAGGUACGCAACUUCUUCUCACGCUCCAACCCAUUUGCGUUUCGUCUUAAAAUGGCCCAUAAGUUUAAGGACAUUAAUGAAGCACUGGAUGGCAUCAGAAACGAUGCAAUUAGCUUCAACCUUGGAGUACUACCGGAUGAGUACUCAUCAUCAUCAUCCAUGAUGAAGAACAAAAUAGAGGACAGGCAAACCACCUCUGUUAUAGAUGAUUCGGAAGUAGUUGGAAGGGCAGAUGACAAAUCAGUACUAGUGAAUAUGCUUAUCAAGAGUACUUGCAAUGAUCAAAUCAUUUCGGUCUUCCCCAUUGUAGGAAUGGGGGGACUUGGGAAGACCACUCUUGCUCAAUUGGUCGUCAAUGAUCCGUUGAUUGUGAUGCAUUUUGAUUUAAGAAUAUGGGUAUGUGUUUCUGAACAAUUUGAAGUCCCCAGACUUUUAAAAGAAAUCACAGAAUCACCUGUUGCUAAUGGAACUAAAUUUGAUGUAUCAAACUUAGAUCUCACAGCAUGUAAGCUCCAAGAGAAGCUGAUGGGUAGACGGUCUUUACUAGUACUAGAUGAUGUUUGGAGUGACGAUCGUGAAAAAUGGGAUAACUUGAUAAAGCACUUAAAAUCUGGCAGUGCAGGUAGCAAAAUUAUUGUGACUACACGUAGCAAUAAUGUUGCAAGGAUGAUGACCCCAAAUCACACUCAUUAUUUGGGAAUAUUAUCAGAAAAAGAAUGUUGGUCUUUGUUUCAUCAAAGAGCAUUUAGAAAUGGAGGGCCACUAGAAACCCUGAACCUGGUGGAAAUUGGAAGGAGAAUUGUAAAAAAGUGUGGAGGAGUGCCUUUGGCAGUGAAAGUCAUAGGAAGCUUAAUGCACUACAAAAUGGAAGAAGGUGAAUGGUUGUCUGUGGAACAAGGUGAAUUUUGGAACUUACCAAAAGAUAGUAGUAGAAGAAUGAUGGGGAUAUUAAAGUUGAGUUACGAUCAUCUGCCAUCAAAUUUGAAACUUUGUUUUGUGUAUUGUUCAGUAUUCCCCAAGGAUUAUGAAUUUGAUAUAAAAAUAUUGAUACAAUUAUGGAUGGCUGAGGGAUUCCUUGGAAGCAAACAAAUGGAGGACGUCGGCAAUGAAUAUUUCAAUAUCUUAUUGUUGAAUUCUUUCUUUCAAGAUGUAGAGAAGCAUCGAUACGGAGAUAUAGAGAAAUGCAAGAUGCAUGAUCUUGUACAUGAUCUUGCACAAGUUGUCGGAAUGCUUGAAUAUUCCACCAUGAAGCCCAAUAAUGUGGAAAAUAUUUCUGAUGAAGUUCGUGGCUUGUCACUUUUUUCAGAUCAUGAGGACACAUUAAUUGAAAUUCCAAAAGACUUGGAAAAGGCAAAGAAAUUGCGGACAACAUUAAUAUUUCUCCAGAAGAGCCCUUGGAUAUGGGAAAGUAAUUACUCUGUCUCAAAUAUUGACAUGUUGAUGAACUUCCAGAGCUUGCGUGUGUUGGAUGUAUCAAGUUGUUGGGUGAAGGAGGUGCCACCUUCAAUAAGAAAAUUGAAACAUUUAAGGUACUUUGACCUCUCAGAUAAUCUGAUUGAAGUGUUGCCAGAGUCUAUCACUAGCCUCUAUAAUUUACAGAUAUUAAAACUCAAGGGAUGCCAUAAACUCCGAGAGCUUCCCAAGGAAAUGAGAAAGAUGGUUAGCCUGAGACAUUUUGAAUUUGAGGGCAAUUGCACUGAGAUGUCAGUUGAGAUGGGAAGAUUGACUAAUCUUCAAACAUUAACAAGAUUUAUUGUAGGCAAAGAUGGAGGACGCAGUAUUAAACAGCUCAAGUGCUUGAAUAAUCUCAGAGGAGAACUGAGCAUAAGUGGUCUAGAGAAUAUUGUAACAAUAGAAGAAGCCGGGGAGGCAGAUAUGAGAGGGAGACGUGGUAUUCGUUCUCUAGAAUUAUGGUGGGGUACUGAAAGUAGAAGUGACAAUGGCAACAAAAUGGAUGAUGAUGUGUUAGAAGGCCUAGAACCUCAUCCAAACUUGAAAAGUUUUGUCAUCGGUAACUUUGGCGGUGCAAAAUACCCUACAUGGAUGGCAGCAGCUGCAAUUAGUACUACUGGGAUGGUUGCAUUUCCAUCGCUUAAGGAGCUAAUUCUACGUGAAAUGCCUAAUUUGGUUGAGUGGUUGGAAGUGUUGCCUUCAUUUCCAUCUCUUGAGUUAUUGUGGCUCACCUCAUGCCCUGAGCUGAAAAUCAUGCCAAGUCGAUUCCCUUCCCUCAAAACCUUGUGGUUUCAUAAUACAAAUGAGAUGGCCCUUAUAAGGUCAUUGUCAAGCAACCUUAUCUCUUCUGUCAAGAAUCUUCGAAUUUUAUACUGUGGAGAACUCAAGUCGGUGCCGGAGAGGUUGCUACAAAGCAAUGCACGUGUUCUUGAGAGGAUGGACUUCCGUAGCUGCGACAAGCUUGAAACAAUUUUUCCAAGUAGUCAAGGAGGACGACAAGAGGGAGAGGGAUCAUCUCCAUCUCCCCUGCCCACACCCCUAGAUUUUCCCUCUCUUAAAAGAUUGGAAAUAAGUGAUUGUCCUCUAUUAAAGUCUUUGCCAGACUUAAGGGGAAUGACUUCUCUUCGACAGUUGGAAUUAGUUGGCUUUAAAGAAUUGAAGUCACUACCAGAGGGGUUGCACCAGCUCACCAUGCUUGAGUUUUUAGAAAUUGGUGAUUUUUCAGAGGAGGAGGAGGAAGGGCUGCAGCAGCUGGAUUACAUAAAAGGAGAAGAGGAUCUCCAACGCCUUGUCUCCCUUCGAAAACUAUCACUUUACGGGUGGCCUCAGCACAAGAAGAACAAUCUCCGAGAUCAACUUAAUAAGCACCUCACCAAUUUAAUAGAUGUAGUGUGGACGCCGCCACAUAGAUAA